This is a messenger RNA of Podarcis lilfordi (Lilford's wall lizard), 18482 nucleotides long. NCBI's taxonomy places the organism in Eukaryota, Metazoa, Chordata, Lepidosauria, Squamata, Lacertidae. The record is from the annotation of a GenBank genome assembly.
CCCCUCGAUACGUCCCGCCCCCUACUGCCUAGAGGCGACGUCGAUUGGCUGCGCCUACGCAGGGCGAGAUGUGGGGCUCCGCCGCGGAUUGGCCGGAGCUGCUUUCCGGAAGUGCCACUCUCUCUUCCUCCCCUUCUUAUUCCUCGGCCCCCCCCGCGCCGCUGAGGGACUUCUUUCGCCGCUGCCAUGAACCGACGGGCCUCGGUCAGCGACUGCCUGAGGGACUGGGAGGAGCUGCAGGACGGCUUCCAGCGCGUGCAGGUGCCGCCCCCCCACCUUCCCGGGGAGGGGAGGGCAGGAUAGGGGUGGGCAGGUGGCGGGAAGUGACAUAAUGGGGAGGGGCGUGACGUCACUUGUGCUGUGGGUGAGGUGGCGGGACCUGGCCCCCGGGGUGGGGGUGGGGGUUCUAGCUCGGCAUAAAAAAGAGAGGCGUUCUGGGCAUGUGCAGAGUGCCUCCCUCCUUUCUGUGUAGCAAGAGUGCCUCUGGGGAUGUGCUGAGUGACUUUGUGUGUUGAGUGCCUCUGGGCAUGUGCAGAAUGCCUCCCGUGUUUUAUGUAUAUCUGUGGGGCGAGAGCUCUUUGGGCAUAUGCAUAGUCACUGAGUUGACAGAGAGUGCCUCUGGGCAUGUCCAGAAUGCCUCCCCCUGUGUGUUUAUAGCAAAAUGUCUCUGGGGGGUGCUGAGUGACUGUGUGUGAUGAGUGCUUCUGGGCAUGUACAGAGUGCCUGUCCGUCUUGUGUGAAGAGGAAAGCAGCUUUGGGCAUAUCUGGAUUCCUUUGUCUCAUUUGGGACUUUAAAAAUAAGCAUAGGUUUGCAUCCUGCUUUUCCUCCAAUGUCUUUUGCCCACCCCAGUUUUAUCUUCACAUCUACCCUGAGGUAGGGUGUGCAGAAGAAGUGUGUUUGAUUGGUCCAGGGAAACCAAGUCAGCUUCAUGGCCAAGCGGGUCUCCUGAGUCCUUCUCUGAACCUUCUUAAUUACUAUGUCCAUGUGCAUGUGAAUGUGAAGAAAGUGCCCUUCCUUCUUUCUUUCCUCCCUCUGCUGUGUGUGAAAAGUAAGCAGCAUUUAUGAGCAUGUGUGGAGCGCUUUCCUAUCCCAUCCAUAACUUUGAAGAGGAGCACAUUCUUGGGCAUGUGCAGAGUGCUUUCUAAUUCUGCUCCCUCUGUGAGAUGGAGAGCUUCUGAGCAUGUCCACAGUGCAUUCCCUGGCAACACGGUUGAAGCUACCAAGGAGCACAUACAGAGUAUCCUUCUCCCCAGUAUUAAAUAAAAACAGUUGAACAAUAGGGCUUUUAAUCAGUGGCUGCUAGUCCUGAUGUUUAAACCUCAUUUCUAGUAUCAGAAGCAACAUGACUCUGAACACAAAAUUGCUGGGGGGCGGGGAGAGUUCUUAUAAGCUUUUCAGAGGCCUAAGAACCUAAGAAGAGCCUGGCGGCUGGAUCAGGCCAAUGGCCCACCUAAUCCAGCAUCCUGGCCAAGCAGUUUUCCCAUUGAGAAGCCUGCAAGCAGGAGCUGAGCACAACAGCCCUCUUCUCACUUGUGAUUGCCAGCAACCAGCAUUUAGAGGCAGGCUGCCUCAGAUGGUGGAGGUAAACCAUGGUUGUUGUUGUGGCUAGAAGCCUCAGAUCGCCUUUUCCUUCAUGAAAAUAUAGAGCCACUGUCAAAAACAAGAUGAUGGUCUUAAUAGGUAGACUGUGCUAGACAUAUUAUCCUAAUUAUUUAGUUUCAUCCCUCUUGGGACCCUUGAAGUAGCUCGGUUGUUUAUAAUCCAUCCAAACAAUCCUGCCUUACAGUGUCUGCUCAAAUGUUUUAUACAGCCAAAAAAAAAAUACGUCCUGCAGCAAGAACUGGGACAGAAUUUGUAAACGAUGCUGUACUGUAUUGCAACAUGAUAGCAUCUUCUGUGUUUUUUUGGAGAUGUACAUAAGUUUGCGAAAGAGUGGAUCAUGCCAUUUCUAAGAUAGGGCUAUCCACCAGCAAUUCAGAACAUAAGGGCAUAAUGGAUCUUCUAGAUUCCUUCUCUAGAAAGCCAUCUGGCUAGUGGCCAUCUUUGUGUGCCCUGUGAGUUAAUGACUGAGGAGUGUGGCAUUAAAGUCAUUUUACGUGCUCACCACAGAGAUGCAAGUGAUCUCUGGAUCACCCUGGAAUCUGGAAUAAUUAGGACACACCAUUUUAAUGAUCACACUGAAACUUAAAUAAUGGCAGAGUUCAUUGCUCUGCCUUUCUGAUGUACAUUUGCCUCAGAUGAAAGUUUAUUCUUCUCUCUUGCAAAAUGCAGCAGAUUAAGCAAUGCCCCCCCUUUUCCUCGAACCAAGAGGCUCAGUUGCGACAACUCCCUUUCCCCCUUCCUACGCAUGCAAGAGGAGGCGAUUAGAAGCUUCCAUUUUGUUCCACUCUCAAGUAGAGGCUUUGUUGCCUUUGGGGACUUUCGGACAGAAAGGGUAGAUAGAAAGAAACGUGUUACGUACAACCAACUUUGGAUGGGAAAGCAGCAAGCCUGAGUAUAUAGAUUAUAAGUGGGUAAUGCAAGCAAACACCUUUGCAAACACUACCAAAAAUUUCCUGGGAGUAAGCCCAUUGCAAAUGAGCCUCCUUGUCCUUCUUUUUGGCUGUUUAAGGCAGCCUUUGCCAACCAGGCGCCCCCUUCCCCAACCUUUUGGAUUCCAACUGUGCCGUUGUUGGGGUUGGGAGCAGCGGUGCCCAAAUCCCGACCUAGGAUGUCAGCUUUCAAAGCUGGGCUUGGGGAUGCCCUUUGAGGGAGGCUGGAACUGGGACAAGAGCUUCAGCUGGAGGUGCUGCUAGGACAGGUGGCUGAUCUCCAGGUAUUUAUACCAGGGUGACUCAGAAGCUUUGUGCUGCUUCCUGAUCACAGGGGCCAACACUGUGCAGCCCCUGCUGUGUCCGAGACCCUCACAUGGCCCCUCACUGUGCUCAAUCCCACCCUUGGGCUGAGAGAGUCUCCAAUGUCAAAGUGUGUGUGCAUGUGUUGGCCUGAGUGGUUAACUGGUAAUAAUAGUAAUAAUAAUAAUACCCUGCUGGGUGGCUCCCAGCAGAACAUCAGACAUUAAAAACUUCCCUAAACAGGUUGUCUCCUAAGUCCUGACUCAUUCAAGAGAAGAGAGAAGAGCCUGUGUGGUGUAGCGGUUAGAGUUUCGGCACCAGGGUUCAAGUCCCCACUCAGCCACUAAGCUCAAUGGGUGUCCUUGGGAGUGGCAGUCUCUGCCACUCAGCCCUAACCGACCUCACAGGAUUGUUGUGGGGAUUAAGUGAGGAGCAGAGAACCAUGAACACCACCUUGAGUGCCUUGGAGGAAAAAGUGGGAUGUAAAUGCGAUAAAUGAUAAAAUACAUUGGAAUGAGGGUGAUGUAAUAAUGAAACCUCCCUUCCCCUUAAAGAGGUUUUAGGCUGCAGCCUCAGUUGACACCCUUUCCCCCCCUUUCUCUCCUUUCUGGCCAGGAGACUCACAGGCUGUACAAGCAGAAGCUGGAGGAGCUGACCAAACUCCAAGAUGGGAUUUCCAGCUCCAUCAGCCGGCAGAAGAAGCAGCUGAAGGAGCUCUCUCUGGCCCUCAAAAAGUAGGUUGAGGGCAACUGCGGUGGCAGCACCUGCUUCCCUGGGGGAGGUUGCUGUGGGUCAAUUUGUUGUUGUUUUUUUAAAAAGAUAUUUAUUAGAGGUUUAAUAGUUACAGAAAAAAGAAGAAAAAAGACAGAAAGAAUAAAAAGUUAAACAAAACAAAACAAUACCUUACAAUACAUCAGAAAUAAAAAGAAAAACAAAAAACAAUACAGCAAAACAACGAAAAACCCAAAAACAUUUAAAAACACAUCCAAUAUUUCCGUAUCUUUAUCUUUCAUUUACUUGUUUCAUUGACCUCCUCACACCUCCCUUUUUUGUAUUCUGGUUCAAUUAACUAAUUCAGCAAAUCCUUUCCAUCUUUCUCAAUUUUUGUUCUAUAAUUUAUCUUAACACAAUCUAACCUUAAAUUUUCCAUUUUGACCCAUUAACAAUCUAUUUUUACUUAAUUCUUUAUAACAUUUCUGCUAAAGCCAUAUAGCUUCAUUCCAGCAUCCGUCUAGCAUUCAUUAAUUUUGCAAUAUUUCUGUAAAUAUACUUUGAAUUUUUUCCAAUCUUCUUCCACCGACUCUUCUCCCUGGUCUCGGAUUCUGCCAGUCAUUUCCGCCAAUUCCAUGUAGUCCAUCAGCUUCAUCUGCCAUUCUUCCCGGGUGGGUAGGUCUUGUGUCUUCCAAUGCUGUGGGUCAAUUUGUGGCUUAGCUACUGGAGCCUGAGCAUUGCUGAGUCAAGUAUCGCUUGAGCAAUGUGGGUUUAGCAACCAGGUGGGCAGGGACUGUCAUCUAGUCCUGCAGCUCGCAACCUUUUGGGUAUGUCGACUCACAAGUCCAAAUUUAUUUGGUAUGGUGACCCGUCAGUUGUUUAUUGCCACGAGUGUCAACAAAGCAAGAUUAUAGGCCAACAAAACAAAAAGGUGUAGGAGGAGGUAUUCAUCAUACCAGUUAAGGAUUGCAAGCAACAAUUAUAUUCUUUUUAUAAAUGACCAUUGCUAACAACCCCACAGUGCAAAAGCAGGGUACAGUAUUCUGUCACAGCACAGACAAAGCAAGCAAACAGUAAUAAGAGAAAGAAGUGGUAACAUACCAGCAAGAAUCAAGGUAUCCAUUUUUCCUGAACUGGCACGGAGGGUGAAUGUUGGGCAUCUAAGCCUGAAGCGUAAGAAAUAAAUUCUCACAUUCUGAGUUCUCCAUCCCUCUAGCGACAUGUGAUUUAUGUGUUAUUUCUUCCACAACAGCCAAAGUCCAUAAGUUCUUACACUGCAAAGAAAAAUGCCGAUUUUUCAAGGUUUUCCCUUUCUGGGCUACUGAAAUUGUAGUUAACUGCCCUUCUAGCUCAUCAUCAGAUGGACAUGGGGACUUAAAUCCACCACCAUCACUGAAAAUCUUAGCCAUCUAUUAUCCAGUAUUUAAGAUUUCAACACCACAAGGUCUGGAAGCUUUCAUUAACAGAAGAGCGAAUUAAUCAACUAGGUUAACUGGGUGAUUAAAUCAAGAGCACCUUUCCAAGCAAUUAGGCCAUGUGUCAUUUACAAUAUAUACAGUUUUAAUGCAAGUACAAAGAUCUGGAGAUCUUAGGAGAGGCCUUCAUCCCAUGUGUGAGAGAAGGGAAAGUGCUUUUUAUACCAUGGUGAUUGAUGAGACACAUGGAGAAAUAUCCCUUUGAAAAAGCACAUGUUUUCAGAACUAUUGUGUCUUUUUGCAUGCAAAAAUUUUCCAGGCUUCAUGAACGUAGAUCAGGGGUGCCCAAAGGAUGUGAGGGCGAUCUGGCUGCGACAUCUGUCACCCCAUUGAUCGCCAGGGUUGAUUCGGCUGAUCUGGCUGGCUAGGCGGGUGUCCCCUUCCUCCCUCACCGCUCCAUGUGCGUCCCUCCCGAAGCUGCGCGCUCGGUGGAAGAGGACGACCAUCCCAGAUAGAAGGAGUGUACCAUUCUUCGGUCAAGGGUAUACGAUAGCUGCGCUCCCCUGCUAGAACCUCCAAACAAACCUUUUUCAAAGAAUGCCAGAUUUGAUGAAGUGAACAUACGUGAGGGCCAGCCAAAGUUGUUGAGAGCUUUUUUUAGGAUUUUACCCCACAAUAUAUAUUGCCACAGGGGCUGCAUUAAAGCGACCGGUGCGCCAGAUUAGGCCCCCAAAAUGGACUUCAGGCAUGCCUGACAUAGAUGGAUCUCUUUCUUGGUCGGCAGCCAAAUCCUAAAUUAACUAUUACAAUAAACUAUUGUAUAUUCUGACAUUAGAGGGACUGAUAGAUGGGGUGUUUCAUCUCCUGUUCUGCCUGACCCUCUUUAAAUAAUAGGAUAGCAGCUCCACUUGGCUUCCAGCUACGCUGCAAGAGCCUUCAAGAUGUGGCUGUCCACUCUCCCCAGUGAGGUCUUUGGCACAAGGCGUUUGACGGAUGAUUAUUUUGCUGUUUGUGGUGUGUUUCUGCUGCUGUUUCAUUGUGCUUUGGAUGGUUGCAUGACUUCUCUUGUGCUGUUUUGCCCAGGUGCAAGUGCUCUCUUGCCGACAACAAUGAGGAGGAACCGAAGGAGUCCUUCCAGGAGCUCCAGAGCAUGAUCAAAGAGCGGCAGGAUGUCUUCUUUGAAAUGGAGGCCUACUUGCCCAAGAAGAAUGGGUAAGGGCCCACGCCCUCUAUUUAUAAGAGCAUCAGAACUCUGCUGUUCAACCAAUGAAUGCUUCCAGAGCGGUUGCAUACAAUCAAGCUGUAGCACACAAGGAAAAUGGCACAGAGAGGGAAGAGGGGGAAGCAAAACUCAGCUGCCGGUUCUUUCCAAGUUAAAUAGUACUUAUAAUGAAUGGAGGUUAGCUCUGGAAGUCCAGCAGCUGGGAGGUUAAUGGGACUCUGAUGGCUCCCACCCAACACCCUUUUUCUCCAAAGUGGCCCACCAGAUGUCUCUGAGGGAACUCACUUGAAAGUAGCCUUUCAGCCUAGUUGGUUGGCUGGUUCUGAGUUUUUUAUAUUCUAAGGGAGACUUCCUUUAGAAAGAGAGGCUCCAUUUUAGCCAUUUGCAGCUAACUGCUGUCAAGAGAACAGGAAGAUGUUCCUCCUAGUGUGGUCCUACAUCAGGGGGUGGGGAACCCUCCAGGUGCUAUUGGACUACAGUUCCCAUCAGCCUCGGUGAGUGGUUGGGGACAACGGGGGUCCCAAAUCUGGAGGGCUCCCAAAUCCCUCAGUCCUGUCCUAAUUAUCCAGUGUUUGUAAUAAGCGCACACACCCUUUUACAAUUCUGCAUUUGACUGUUUUCAUAGCUUAACAUUUCAUACCCUAAACACAAGCAGGCCUGAGAAUUCAUGCAGGAGAAGGCUGUCAAUGGCUCUGCUCUGCCUUCACAGUCAGAGGCGGUAAUGCUUCUGAAGACCAGCUGCUGGAAACCACAGGAGGGAGGAGAGUUCUCUUGUGCUUGUAUCCUUGCGGGUUUCCUGCAGGCAUUUGGUUGGCCACUGUGAGAACAAAAUGCUGGGCUAGAUGGGCUACUGGCCUGAUCCAGCAUUGCUCUUCUUAAGCUCUUAGGACUUUUUCAUUACUCUUGUGCAACAUAGCAGACUGCCCUGCAGUCUGAGAUGUUGAGUGCACUUGGCGUGUGGGAGCAGUUUGGCUUGGGGGCAUGUGUUGCAGAGGUGUAUUUAAUUAUCUCCUCUUUCUGUUGUGAUCCAGGUUGUACCUGAGUCUCGUGCUGGGGAACGUGAAUGUCACUCUGCUCAGCAAGCAGGCAAAGUAAAUGCUGAUCUCCUAACGCUUUGCUUCAUUGCUUGCCUUGUGGUUUGCACUCAUAUGAGCUAUGAACUUGUUUUUUGGGCGGGUUUGUUUGUUUUGUUGAAGGCUGAGGUUCUUGGAAUGCCUGGUGCCAUGCUCAUUACCCAGUGCUGCUUCCUUUCUUCCACCUGACAGUUGGAUGGAACUGCAGAAUGCUUGCAAUCGGGGCUACAGGAAAUGUUUGUAGCUGAAGGAGAAUUUGGAGACUGGAGUGGGUGGGGGCCAAGAGAUGGGACGGUCAGCUAGAAUUCUGCACCAGCAGAAGCUGAAUUCUGUGGUCUGCAUUAAUUAUGCAAAUAAGCAAAUGCUUACAUGAUUUCUCAUUUUGCAUGCUUCUGUCAUAUGUUACUAUUUUGCAUAACUUCUGGUGUUGCUACUUAUAAGAGGGGCACACACGUUGAAACCCACCAUCACUGAAAAUCUUAGCCAUCCAUUAUUCAAGAUUUAAGAUUUCAACAGGCCUUGCUCACCUGCGUUCCAGUGUGUUUUGCCACCAUGAGGACUAAAAGCUUCAUUAAUAUAAUAGCUACAAUGUUUAGCUGAUUAAUCAAUCAGCAUAACUGGGUGAUUAAAUCAAGAGCACCUUUCCACAGAGUUAGAGAAGGGAAAGUGAGGUAGUGAUUGAUGAGACACAUGGAGAAAUGUCCUUUUGAAAAAGCACAUGUUUUCACAACUAUUGUGUAUUCUUGUAUGCAGAAUUUUUCCAAGCUUCAUGAACGUAGAUGAAUCUCAUUAUUUGUCCACAGCCAAGUCCUGAAUUCAGUUGCUUGCAAAGUCCUGCAACUGAGAGAGUUCACUGAGUUCUGAAGCCUGGCAAUUUUCCAGCUUCUUCUUCAGUCUCAAAUCUCUUUCACUCGAAUCUGCAGUGGCAACAGAUAGCCUUCAACAAUUCUUGCAGUUCCUGAAAUCUCCUACCAUAACCCAGACAGUUUGCUGUAACCUGAGCCCUUUUAUACACAAAGUUAUUUGCCAGAUCUGCCCAGUAACACAGAUAAGUCACAGGAUGCCUGCAGGUGCAUUGUGGGGACUGAAGCAUCUCUACUGACUCAUGGAGAAUUAACCCAGUAACUGCAUUCCUCAGCGUACCUGGAGAAAGGCAUCUUCCAUGAUCUUAAUGCCUAGGCAGGUUCGUUUCGGGGUUGGCCAAGCCUGGGCCCCAAGCCACAAAGAAAAGCUUAGGCUGAGCCCUGGAAGCUGGGUGCUGGGCAAAGUCCAUUCACUGCUCUGCCUCCCUGUUCUAGGUUCAGGUACAAGGAUGAGUAUGAGAAGUUCAAGCUGUACCUCACCAUCAUCCUGCUUAUAAUCUCCUUCACCUGCCGGUUCCUGCUUAACUCCAGGUGAGUCUGCGGCAGCCUUGGAUUGGGACCACACCGCUAAAAGUGAGCCAUCAUUCCUGUUUUUCCCCCUGAAAAGUUUAUUAGAUUUUCCAUAAUUAUAACAAAUAUCACAUAACAAAAUGACACACGAAAACAAAAACAAGAAAAACAAAAACAAAAAAUACAUCAAAGAGAAAACAAUAAACAAAUAAACAAUAAAAACAAACUUAAUUCUUUAAAAAUCCAGCCUUAUAAACCUCUUAAUUGACUUCCUCCAGUCCCUCCCUUCUGAGUUUCCUUGUAAAUGAAUGUAACAGCUUUCCAAUAUCAUUAUUAAACUAAAAUAUCUCCAAUUAUAAUUCAACUUAUUCACUUUUCUUAGUAUUUAAGUCCUAUUUAUUUAAUUAUAUCCUAAUUUAAUCCUAGGCCUAUUUGGUACUUUCAAGUAGUUUCUAAUUUUUUAUAUUACAAUAUUUAUUCAAAUAGUCUUUAAAUUUCCUCCAAUCUUCUAAAAGUGAGCCAUCAUUCCUAUCCCUGCUCGCUUGAAUGACAUCCCUCUGAAGCAGUGGUUUUUCUUUCUUCCUUAGAGCAUUUGCACCUUGCUCUUUGGCCCCAAAGGCUUCCGGAAAGCCUUAUGUACAAUCAGUUAUAAACAGGAAAGUCCCUGCUUGCAGGCUUACCGUCUAGAAACACCACCACCACACAAGGAAAAACAGGGGGAGGGGGCAGAAAUCAAUCUGAGGAACCCAUUCUUAGAGAGUUGUUCUCAUAAAGACCAGCCAGCACCAUUCAGGAUUGGGCAGUGCCUGAUGGAGCUGGUCUUUCUGCAAAGCUGAUGGAGCGAAUUCUGCUACUGCCCAUCUCUCCCACUGAUGCAGCCUGAUGGGCUGGCCGUCCCCAGGCACCAGUUGAGGGGAGAAGAGGCCUGAUAGUGCCAGCCUGUCGCAGCAGAGCCGACGGAGGGAGCUGCCCAUCUCUCCACUGAGGACUGUCUGAUGGACUGGCUGUAACAACCCGAGGUUGUUAAAGGUUGCAGGGUUCCUUGCAGGCAAAAGAAGGAAGACCACUAUGAACCCCUUCUCUUCCAUCAGGCACAGUAACCCUUUCCCUCUCUCUCCGCUUGCCGCAGGGUGACGGAUGCCGUCUUCAAUUUCCUCCUGGUCUGGUACUACUGCACCCUCACCAUCCGCGAGAGCAUCCUGAUCAACAACGGGUCCAAGUAAGUUGUCCAGACCCACUGAAAGCUCUGGAGGCAGAGCUGGUAAGAUGAUGAGCCAGGGCGGUGUCCUCUGACCGGCUGAGCUUUCCAAGGCCUUCUCCAAGUCUUGCUUCUUGAGAUCAACCUUAACUGGCAGUGCCGGGAGCGGAACUAGGGACUCUUGUGCUUACAGAGAUGGUGGUAGGAUAAGAAGCUGCCAGUGGUCCAUCUGGCACAGCUGUGCCUGCAGUGAUUGGCAGCAGAAGCCAUUCCUAGACCUUCUGUCUGACCCCUAACUAGAAGGGCUGCAAGAUGGAGCCUGGGAUCUUUUCCAUGGCCUCUCCUCGUACAGCUAUAUAUUUUGGAUAGUUGCUUCUUUGCUAUGCAUUUGGGCACCUCUUAAGAGAUGCCCAUUCAUCACGAUAGUUCCUGAGAUCAAUGAGAAGAUAUCCUUCCAUGAUUGGAUGCCAUUUUGAAUCAAGAUAGCAGACUGAAGCUUUCAAAACUGCAUUGAGUUUAACCACUGGUUUCAAAAUGGCACUGAUUUUUUAUUUUUUGGUCACUUAGCAUGCACAAACAAUGCCAGGCUGUUAGCAUUAAUAUAAAUAUUAACAGCCUGGUUGUUUGCCUAUCUCCUCUAGGACCCUUUGUGACUCACACUGAUAGGCAUGUUUGGGCAGGCUGACAUUUCAAAGACAGCACCUGCACGUUUUGCCCCUUAACUUUUCCUACAAGGCCUGGAGAUUUCCUUUUUUAAGAAAAAAGAAAGAAAAUGAAAGCUGAGAGUCUGGCGCACGGGCACCUGCUUGGUCACCUCUGAGCCAAGGUGUUGCAGGUUGCCACUGUUGCAUCUGGCGGCUUGAUAGCCCUCCUUGGAGCCACGUUGCAGCUGCCUGUUGAUGUUCCCUCGUCAUCUUGAGGAGGAACUCCCAAGCAAGUGUGCUGAGCUGCAGGGCUUAAAGUUAACACUCUAACAAAAGCCCCUCCCCCCAAUCCCUUGUGUUUCCCCAGAAUUAAAGGCUGGUGGGUUUUCCAUCACUACAUCUCUACCUUCCUCUCCGGCGUCAUGCUGACUUGGUGAGUCCUCAGCUAAGCAUCCUCUCUGUUGCCAUUAUAUGAUGUCCUGGUGGCCAUCAGUGGUCCCCUGUGGCUCAGAGGCCCAGCUCACAUUCACCUGGAUUUCUGCAUACAGUACUGGGGGCCUAACUCUGCAGAACUCCCUCUUGGCUGAGAUCAAGCUGGCUGGCCCCCUUCAUUUUAUUUGUUGCACUAAUAUCCCACCUGUUCCUCAAAAGAGUUCAGGUUGGCGUGCAUCUUUCGCCCCAUCUCAGUUAAUCCUCUCAACAGCCCUGUGAGGUGGGUUAGGCUGAGAGGUGGUGACUGGCCCAAGGUCACAACUAGUGAGCUUUGCGGCUAAGCAGGGAUUUGAACCCUGGUUCAACACUCUAACCACGACAUCACACAGGUUCUCAAGGUGUUGUUUUUUUCAGUAGUCAUUUUAAAUAAACAUUUUCUGAUUUUUGUAGUUAACUGACUUCGUCUUCUGCAAGGUUUCCUGUAACCUUGUGGGAUGCUGCUUAGAAACCAUGGCAUUAAGUAGCGUAUAAAUUUUCCCAAUAAAUAAGUACAGUGGUACCUCAGGUUACAUACGCUUCAGGUUACCGUAUUUUUCGCUCCAUAGGAUGCACUUUUUCCCCUCCAAAAAUGAAGGGGAAAUGUGUGUGCGUCCUAUGGAGCGAAUGCAGGCUUUCGCUGAAGCCUGGAGAGCGAGAGGCAUCGGUGCGCACCGACCCCUCUCGCUCUCCAGGCUUCAGGAAGCUAUCCGCAAGCCUUGCAAGCCGGGUGGGAGUUCCCGCGGGCUCACAAGGCUUGCAGGCAGCAGCCUGCAGCCCCGGCGAGUGUCCGCAAGCCUUGCGCGCCUGGCAGGAGGUCCCGCCGAGCGCGCGAGGCUUGGGGCAGCAGCCUGUCGCCCGAAGCACGGGAGCCCUCCGGAGGGCUCCCCGUGCCACGGGCGAGUGUCUGCAAGCCUUGCGCGCCCGGCAGGAGGCCCCGCCGAGCGCGCAAGGCUUGGGGCUGCAGCCUGUCGCCCGAAGCACGGGAGCCCUCCGGAGGGCUCCCGUGCUUCGGGCGAGUGUCUGCAAGCCUUGCGCGCCCGGCAGGAGGUCCCGCCGAGCGCGCAAGGCUUGGGGCUGCAGCCUGUCGCCCGAAGCACGGGAGCCCUCCGGAGGGCUCCCCGUGCUUCGGGCGAGUGUCUGCAAGCCUCCCGCGCCCGGUGGGAGGUCCCGCCGAGCGCUCGAGGCUUGGGGCGGCAGCCGCGGCGGGGGGGGGGGAAUAAUUUUUUUUAUUCAUUUCCCCCCCCAAAAAACGAGGUGCGUCCUAUGGGCCGGUGCGUCCUAUAGAACGAAAAAUACGGUACAUGCGCUUCAGGUUACAGACUCCGCUAACCCAGAAAUAGUACCUCGGGUUAAGAACUUUGCUUCAGGAUGAGAACAGAAAUCGGGCUCCUGCGGCGCAGCAGGAGGCCCCAUUAGCUAAAGUGGUGCUUCAGGUUAAGAACAGUUUCAGGUUAAGUACGGACCUCCGGAACGAAUUAAGUACUUAACCUGAGGUACCACUGUAAUAGCAUAGGAAGCCAACUUUUACAGAGUCGGACCCUUGGAGAUUUCAGUGAUUGAAUCUGGGACCUUUUUGUAUUCAAAGCACAAGAUCUAUGGCUCAGCUACAAACUUUCCCCUGUGCCGAGAAAAUGUAGGUUUGUGCUGUAUAUUUCAAGACUGUGUGUCUCUGUGAAUGUAUGGUUACACUGUACAGCUCAGUGCGCUCCCCUAGUUAAAGCCAUCACUGGUGGUGGAAGUGAUCAUAUCCUGCUUCAGUGAGUUCCCUCGGUUAAACAUGUGCAUAGGAAGUUUGCCUAGCCCAGCAUUGUUGGAGGAAGCUCUCUUGAACCUUCUUUGAAGCUUUCAUCUGCUGUGCCCGUUCUUCAUUUUCCUGUUGACUUGUUUUGCUGCAAGCAUUGCCAUUAAAUGGAAUCAGGGAGCAAUUUUGGCCCAGCAGGCCAGAACUUUAUCUGAAUCCCACCACACCAGCUAAUUUUUACAAGUGGGUAGGACCGCCCUGCCUGCCAAUCAUCUGAUGUUAGGACAUCAGAUGAUUGACAGGUGUGUGGUGCUGCCCCCCUGUCAAAGUUGCCUGUGGGACGGGUGAGGAGAUAGCAACCAGGUAGGAUUGAACUCUCCAUGCAUCAGCUCCUGCACUUCGGAACUCCCUGCCUGUUGACACCAGUCAGGCACCUUCCCUGUGCUCUUUUCGGCUCCUGCUAAAAACAUUUAUGUUCUGGCAAACCUGUCCAGAUAUGUAGAAUCUUUACAUGUGUUUUAAUCUGGGGGGUUCUUAGAUCAUCACUGAUUUUAAUUCUUAUCUGAAUGUUUUGCAUAGCUGUUUUUUUUACUGAUUUUUCUAUUCCUUUUUUGAAAAUCACUCUGUGUUUUCUUUAAUAAUCAUAGACUCAGAGAACUGCAGAGUUGGAAGUAACGCACAGGGUAAUCUCGUCCAACCCCCUUCAAUGGCGUUGAAGCCUUAGAUGGCGUUUUCCACCCACUUUGGGCUGCAUUCCCAAGCAACUCGACUCCGAGAAGGCCUGGUCUCGGUGCGCUGGAGGGCUCUACUGACCUCGCAGCGCUCCUUCCAGCUCUAUGGUUCUAUGAGUCUAUGACUGUUAGAGAAAACCACAAAGUGAUUUUCAAAAAAGGAUAAAAACAAACAAACAAAAAACCCCAUCAAAGUGUUAUAUAAAUUGUAUGAAAUGAAUACCUGCUCCACAACGGGAGCAGGUUGUCACAGUUUGGGGGCCCAAUUUGGCCCAUGGGAUGGAGGGUCCCCACCCUGUGCUAGGAGAACGGGUUAUACAUUUCUAAAUGAGCAUACUUUUUCUUUUCUCAUUUUCUCUCCCCCCACCCUCCACCUGAUCCCACUUUCUUGGUGUCCUUGCAGGCCAGACGGUCUCAUGUACCAGAAGUUCAGAAAUCAGUUUCUCACCUUCUCCAUGUAUCAAAGUAAGUGAAGCUGCCCACAAGGAAGCAGGAAGGUCAGCUGAGCACCCUUGAGCCUCAAAACCAUGUGGGUGGGGCAGCGUGCUCAAUUAGCCAAGCACGUUUUCAGAAGUGGGCUACGUGAACUAAUUUCAGUAGUGCUCAUUUCAGUAAUUCCAUUCUUGAGUAGGAUACAGGCCUCCAGUUCCACAACAUGAGCUUGCGAGCAGAAUUGUCCGGGUGAGACUAGCAAAACUUCCAGAUUUCCUUGUUGAGAAAGAAAGGGGUUUGUUGGAUGGAAUGGGAAGGGAGGUGUGAGGAAGCCUUUUAUAGCCCUGGUGGGCCAAACUCCAUUCUAGGUAGUCUUCUGAGCAUAGCUGUCAACGUUUCCCUUUUUUAAAGGGAAGUUUCCUUAUUCUGAAUAGGAUUCCUCACAAGAAAAGGGAAAAGUUGACAGCUAUGCUUCUGAGGGCCACCUGACAGCCGUGGGCAGGGUCAGAGGCAAUUGAGCGGAGCAGAUGAUGUAAAUUUUACCUUCCUACAUUUGACUGGUUUCUACACACACCUCUCUACCUGUAAGAUAGGUUAGGCUGAGAGGCUGAGACCAGCCCAAGGUCUCACCCAGUGAGCUUCACAGCUGAGUGGGGAUUUGAACCCUGGUCUUUCCUAGGCCCUAGUUCAACACUAACCACUACACCAUGCUGCCUCUUUAUGAUUCAAACUUUUGUCCCAUUUCUUAGCAAGCAAAAAAGUCUGUUUAAAAAAACAAAGCUCAAAUUCCCAGGACCCUCUUGAAAAAUAGGGAGUUGGAAGGGACCCAACAGAUUAUGAUUUUUAAACCUCUGAUGCUCUGAAAGCCUUUGCAACGUCUGAGAAGCCAGGUUUUGGAAUUGGCCUUCCAAGCCGCCCGCGACAGUGACCUAUCUCACCACCUCCUUCCGACAGGCUUUGUCCAGUUCCUCCAGUAUUAUUACCAGAGCGGUUGCCUGUACCGGCUGAGAGCCCUGGGUGAGCGGCACACCAUGGACCUCACAGUGGGUAAGUGGCGUCUCUUGCUUUGGCCUCCUCUCCUCUUGCUGAGGAGGCAAGCCUCUCCAGGCCUAGGAGAAGCCCAAGCUUAGGAGAGGCAAGCUUGUGACCCUUCAAGCUGUUGGACUCUGCAUUCCCCAUCGCCACUGCUUAAGACUCCUGCCACAAGGUGUAGUGCAAGAGAUGCAGCUAGUUUCACUUCUCUGACACAUAUCUUCUUCUUUUUUUCUCCUGCCACCUGCAGAGGGCUUCCAGUCCUGGAUGUGGAGAGGCCUCACCUUCCUGCUCCCAUUCCUCUUCUUUGGCCAGGUAAGUGUGCCGUGGCAUUUUGGGGGAGGGCAUCUAGGAAUGGUGGGAUGUCAGGGACUGGACUGAGGGAGAUGAGACUGAGGAGGAAUGGUGGAGAAGCGCCCCCCUCCUCCUGAACUUCCCAGAGGAGAGGAAGGCAGUAAGUACAGUGGUACCUCGGAAGUCGAACGGAAUCCGUUCUGGAAGUCUGUUCCACUUCCAAAACGUUUGGAAACCAAAGUGCGGCUUCUGAUUGGCUUGUGAAAAAGAUUGACUUUGUUCUUAUUUAUUAAAUUUAUAUGCCACCCUUCAUCAGAAGCCCACAGGGCGUUUUUACAGUGUACACCGCAAAUAACAUAAUGUCAUAUUGAUGCAACAUAAAAGAAUAAAAUUAUUAUAAGGAGUGCAUAGCACGAUGCAGAUUCUCCUAACAACAUAAAAAGGAGAGAAAAUCAGCAACACGGUAUCUCAACUGCAAAGGCAGCACACAAAUACAGAAGCUUCUCUGAAAGAAAGCGACCCAUAUCUCCCCUUUUCCUUUCCCCAUCUCUCACCCUGGGAGAUCUUCAGUCCCCUGCCUCUCACUCGGGGUCCUUCCACCAACCACCUGUCACUUUCAUGUGGCGUGGAAACUGUGGCGUAUUAUGUAUUUACUUGCUAUGUUUACACCCCACCUUCCCCCCCAAGGAGCUUAAGGUGGUUGUGCAUGUGGGUCUCCUCCCUCUCCAUUUCGUCCUCACAACAACCCUGUGAGGUAGGUUAGGCUGAGAGAGGCAGCGACUGGCCCAAAGCCACCCAGUGAGCUUCGUGGCCGAGUUGGGAUUUGAACCCUGGUCUCCCCAUCCCUAAAGUCCAGCACUCUAACCACUGGUCCACACUGGCUUGUGUAACACGUUGCAAAUAAAAUGUCUGUUCUCCCUUCUCUUUCCCCGACACCUCUAGUUCUGGCAGCUUUACAAUGCCCUUACCCUCUUCCAACUGGCCAGGCACCCAGAAUGCAAAGAGUGGCAGGUAAGAGCUCCUUGGGGCAGAGAGCUACUUUUCCCUCUUUUGUUUUAACCCUGUGAAACCUUCAGAGGAAACUUCCAUAUAUGCAGCAUCAGGCUAUUGGCCCAGCUAGGGUAGGAUUGUCAACACUGACCCUCCUGAGGGCAGAAAGCCCUUCUCUUUUCUAUCUCAAGGCCUGGUCCCCAUUUUGAAGGCUGCUUCGGGGGGAAGAGCUGGGGAACCUCUGGGUGGAGCCGUCAUUUCCAACACCAGCCUCCCAUAACUCCUUUCCCCCUUCCGUGCGAGGGGCAGGGUGUGUGAUUUUGGUUGCCGCUGUGUGAACCAGCCGUGGGCUUCUCUGCAGGCCAGGUGCAACUUAUAGAUCCUAUUCAAAAAGAAAACUAGCAAAUUGGAAGUAGGAGCUUUCUUACUCCAACAGACUUUUGGGAACUGAUUGCUUUUUAUGAAAGGGCUGGUGCUGUGCUGUUUUUAUUGUAAUUAUGUGUAUGGUUUUUAAUAGAUCUUAAACUUUUGAAUUCUGUUAGUGGUUUUUUUUAAAAAAAAACUAUUUUUAAAAGCGUCUUUAGCUGUACUUAUUUUAUUUGUAAGCUGCUUUGCAUCCCUGUCAAGGAAAAAGGCAGGAUAUAAAUAAAUUUAUGAUGGGAUAGAUGGUAAUGCAGUUUGGCUAAAUUAAACUUUAGCUGUGAUUCCUGCAUUGCAGAGGGUUGAACUAGAUGACCGCUGCCGUCCCUUCCAACUCUACAGUUCUAUGAUUCUAUAAAUGUCCUGCUUUCACUGGUGGGGGGGACGGACCUUGAGCCAAAAGGCAAGUAAGAUGGGGGGGGGGGAUACACAACUUGCUGGAGCUCUGGAAGCAGCAUGUAAAAUGAGGGGGGAAAUAGAGGUUCUUUUGAACAGCUCUUGGAACAAGUUCAAAGAAAUGAGAUUCAUUGUGCCACACUCUGGUCCUUGACCACAAUAAAUCGAUUCAUUCAUCGUGUUGGGUCUGUGACAGCUUCUUUCUUCGGAUGGGGACAGGAUGUCCACUCAUCUCCAAGAACUACCAUCUGGGAGAACUGCUGGGGUGACCCCCCUGCCAUCUCCCCCACCCUCCUGGCAGGGCAAAGUCUCACCAAGUCUUAAAUUCCUCCGGCAGGUGCUGAUGUGCGGCCUCCCUUCUUUGUCCUCUUCACCGGCAACUUCUUCACCACCCUGCGUGUUGUUCACCAGAAAUUCCAGGACAAGGCCAAGGUGGAGUAAAGGGGGUGGGGCUUGCGGGGCCUGUCCCACCCCACUCUCCUUGUCCUCUCCCCCCACCUUCACCCCCGCCAACAAAACUGUAUUGCCAUCUGGUGUUCUGCCGUUUUUUUCACCUGGCUGGAGGCAGCGCUGGUCCUGCUCCAGCUGGUCUUGAACGGACAAUCCGCUCAGCGCUGGGCGCAACUUUCCCGGAGUCCACCGACUUUGAACCAGUGCUUCAAACAAAGUGGCGGGUGACUGGGCAAACUCCUGUGCCCUUUUCCGCCGAGGACAGGACCUCGUCCUCAACGGUGGGAGGAGAUUCUCCAGGAUCAUAGCAGCGUGCUGGAGGCCUAGAUCGACCCACUUGGACAUGACUCUCUAUGGUACCCUUGGGCCCAACCCUCCUAGAAGAGCAGGCGACGGAUUGCCAACAGCCACCAUGCUCUUUUCUAGCAGACUUUUAACAAGGAAGCAGGUUCAACUGAGGCCACGGUAUGUAUAGGUAGUGAGGAUGUUGUGGGGGGCCUCCCCUGCCCCAUUUUGAACCGCCUUGCAAGAGAAAGAAGUCUUUGCCUUUGCCAUACAAAGCAUCACUUCCUGCCUCGGAGUGCUGCUCUGCUCCUCAGAAGGGACCCUUGUCCUGCACCCUUGUCUGCUUUCUUACAUCCCGAGGCCAGGGUGCAUGGGUGGCAGAAGGGAGGAUUGCCCCAGCCUUGCACGCAAGCAACCUUCCCCCUCCUGUGACCCAGGAAUGGUUCUUGGCAGUUGGCUGGCAGUGAGAAGUGGAUGGCUCCGCUGCUGAGGGUCCGGCGCUGCCAUUGUUCAGAAGCCUCCAAAGGCUUUCAGGAAAGUGGGGAUUAGGAAACAGCAUGGUCUGAAUUUGCCACGUGAUGGUGUAGUAGGGGGACAGUGUCUUGUUCAAGCUUUGUGGUCUCUUUUGUGUGUUUGUGUGCAUAUCGAUGUCUUCAGGAAGCUGGGAGGAGCUGGUCUGUGUCACAAUCGUCUUAAAGAAUGUACGCAUGUCGUAUUAAAAAAAAAGGGGGGGGGAACUAUUGGAAUAAAAGAAAAAAAGGGAAAUGCC